This is a messenger RNA of Malus domestica (apple), 3934 nucleotides long. The record is from RefSeq and is a predicted model, not a curated record. NCBI's taxonomy places the organism in Eukaryota, Viridiplantae, Streptophyta, Magnoliopsida, Rosales, Rosaceae.
UGAUAAUAUUGGCAUGUGCCUAUGAUUUAAGGUACAUGUUUAUUUUCUUUGCAGGUUAUAGUUUUGCAGUACUUGUAUAUCCCUUAAAUCAGAUCCCUUAAAAUAUGGAAACAGAUACUACGUAAAAGCUAAUGCUGUACGAUUUUAGUGGUCAAAUUAGUGUAUCAUUUUAGAGUGCUGAACAAGGUGAGGACUUUAUGUGCUUACUUGUAAACAUGUGAAACUAUCUCAUGAAGCACCUCUUAGAGUCUCUGCACAAAAGUGCUCCUGAGUUCAAGACUCUCUCCUAUCCCCCCAAAGAAAAAAGGGAAAAAAGAAGCUAAUAUCUCUUUGAACAUAUGGCAUCUGGUAUAUGUUAUUUACUCAAUUUUGGUCCAUUGGAAUUUUUAGGGCAGAUAACAUUGGAUGUAAUAUCUGUAUGGUAACUGGAUACUAGUGGAUGCUUAACAUGUUGUUCCCAAUCAAGUAUGAGUAACGGUUAUAAAUAAAGGAAGAUUGUCGUGUAUGGGUAUAUGCUUGGCCCAACUGCUGAAUAUGCUAGGAUUCUUUUCAUGAAGAAUAAUAAAAUAGAUCUGUAAAAUAAUAAUAGCUAUUCAGAAUUCCCAAGUUCUGUGGUGAUCUGUACAGGCAAAAGAGGCAACCCAUUUCAUCGUCAUCAGUAUGUUUGCCUGGUGACCAAAUCCUAUUUUCAGGCUUUUCAGCUACUCUCUCCCCACAGCAAAAAAAAAGGACGCAUUGUUCUCCUUUCCCUGCAUGACCAUUAAUCAUUGUGGAAUGUCAAAGUUCAUAUCCAUGCAAACAAAGACACUCAAAGACUCAAAGUUAGAACCCAAUGAACUUCUUGGAAUUUGGUUCUGUUGAAUCUAUUGUAGCUCCUGAAAUAAUUUUGUCGAACUGUAGACCCUAGACACUCAAAGACUCAAAGUCAGAACCCAAUGAACUUCCUGGAAUUUGGUUCUGUUGAAUCUAUUGUAGCUCCUGAAAUAAUUUUGUCGAACUGUAGACCCUUUUGCAGCUGAUUAGAACAUGUUUAAAGAACUUUGGACACCUACUGGCAGAUGCAAGAUAAUGUGGGUAAUGAUAUCAGUGGUAAGCAACAUGGGUAAAGUUGGUAAAACAAAAUACUCAAGGCUCUUUGGCUAUGAGCAUGUGACAGGUUUAAAUGGUUAGGACUUAUGGACUUUUACUGCUAACCCUGAAAAAUGGAUCAAUUUACGAUGUUGAAAUGCAGAAAUAGUUCAAUGUUGUUUGAUUAAAGUAUCAAUAAACUUGUAUCAGAUAAUAUUGCAAGUUGAUUAUCUUGUACAUCAUCUAACUAUUUUGUUGUUUCUGAGGACUACAGCUUUGGCUCAAAAGAAUUAUGAGGCCACUCGAGUAUUAGCAGCACAAGAAGACAUUUUGGAAAAAGAGCUUGGAGAAAUUCAAAAGGUUUUGCUGGCUAUGCAGGUGAGUGUUCUCCAUUCCCGGGUGGUGGAUAAACUUCCAUGGACUUCCAUUGAGAAUUGACUGUUUUCAAUGAUUUUGGGAAUAAUAUAUUAACUUCCAUGGAGUUCUUCCAUUAGUGAUUCAGCUGGUAGAAAAAGAUCGUUGAUUAGUUUGGUUAUUGUCCCUUUUACAAGCUAAAAUGCCAAGGAUGAGCAGUAGCAAAAACAACUUGAGCUAAUUCUUGCAAUUGCGACUUCUGGGAAGGUUCGGGAAAGUAGACAGUUCUUUACGACGCCGUAUGAGCAGCCUUCUUCUAGCGCGGGUAUCGGCUCACGAAGCACUGCAAGUACAGAGAAUACCAGUCCGCUACUUGCAGAGAGACUUUGAGUGCGAAAGAGAUGGAGGAAUUGAGGAAACUGGAAGAUGUCCAGAGAAUGCUGACGUUUUUACAAUCUCGAGGCCUUCUAACGACGUCGUCGCAUGACGACUCGAGUUCCUUUCUCGCCAAGCUCAUCCUCUUCCUAGAACAACCAUGUGGAGAGCUUGAUUUGGGGAAAAAGUGCAGUUUGGUUUCAGAAUAUAUGCCAAGGAUUUCUGCUGCAUUUCUUGAGGAAGCAUCCAAAUGCAUUACCGGCGAAGGCCAUGGAGAAAAUUGUGAAAAUGCUUUGCAGUUUGACUGUGGCCAUAAGCUGGAGUCUAGUUCAUUGCACACUGAUUUUGAAGAGAUGGCUAUGGUUGGACUGGACGCAAUGCAACGAGCAAAUUCUACCCUUGAAGAUUUUUGCAGAUCUUAUUUUAUGUUCCAUGGAAUGGAUAUAAACAAACCACAGUCAAUAUUCCAAUAUCUACCUAUGCUUUCAUUCACAGAAAGUUACAUUUAUCAGCUUGAUGCUUUGAAUGAGAAGACACUUCAUGCAGCAAGCAGUGAAUUGACCAUUUCAGAAAGAGGAACUGAGGCGGAAGGUCAGUGGCUAAUUGCUCGGUGUGCAAGUGCAUUUAAGGGUGCGCCAUUCAGACCACUGUCAUGUGCACUUGAAUGUCAUGGCCUUUUGACAAAGAGGAUGCAAGAUGAGUUUAAAUCUGGAGAAGAGUAUUGGGCGCUGGAAAGAAAGCUUUGUUAUGCACUGAUGAAUAAAAUGGAGAUAGUUGUUGAAGAUGUUGUAAAGGCAAUUCAUCUGAAAUCCUUUGAUUAUCGUGUGCUGAAUCUUUUACUGUACCAGAUUAGGGGUGAAGAGGUUGAUGAGCUGCAUAUGGAAUUUUUAUCAAUCUCAGAAUUCCUAGUUGAGGUAGCUGAUGAUCUGUUUGACUAUGAGGAGGAUGUAAUAGAAAAUAGUUUCAAUAUAUUGCGCAUGUUUGUCAAAAUGUAUGGAGCUUCUGCACCAACUGUGCUGGCAAAAUAUAUAGUUGAGGCUGAAGAGAAGUACAACAAUUUACUGAAACGGCUCGAUCCACAGCUGUCCUUGAAUUACCAGAGAAGAUGUGUAGAAGCAACUAAAGAGGGAGGGAGUGCGUCUGCACAUCCACUCGGAGCAUGGAGUAUACCACCUCUAAUACUAGACGAGGAAUUUUAUCGAUCCAGUCUGUUAGAUCAGAGAUAAGAAAUUGUAAAACCAGUCUGGAUUUUGGUUCAGUGUCAGCAUUACAGAUAUUUGAACAAAAAAGAGUACUUGACGUAAAACUGGCUUACCGUUGGAACUCGGAUCUGCUGCAAUCUUUAGUGCCUAAAUCUGAGCUACAUGGUGGAAAAUAGUACUAUAUGCAAGAGAUUGGGUUUUCUAUUUUUCUAGGUUGUUAAAUUAGAAAGAUAAUCGCCUGGAAAUGCUCAAUUGGUAUAUCACCUUGUGUCUCUCUCUUUCAUCACGUGGUCAUACAAUACAAUCGAUUGCAAGGAAGAUUCUCUUAAACGGCGGUGAUGCCACUUCUAUCUUAUAUGGAAAUUGUUGUCACCGUUUUGCGUUUGAAUAAUUCAAAAGUAGUUGAGACUUGUGCUUCAUUUGGAACAAAAACAAGAAAAGAAAGUAAUAUAUCCAAAUAUAAUGAGCAGAUUGGUGCUUGGAAUUCAAAGACUAGGGUGGGUGGUUUUGGGUGGGUGUUAAGAGAGUUUGCUGGGAUCUUCAAGCGAGCUGGGGGUGUGGGACCAUUGUUGCUGAGGCUGCUGCCGUAAGGCCAGCACUGCUGUUUUGCAGAAAUUGCGGCCGCACAAAGGUGGAGGUGGAGUCCGGCUCCCAAUCAUUGAUUCGUAUGAUUAAUAGACAAAUGGGCCGGGAUGCAAUACUAGGAGUGCUGUUUGAUAUUGAUUCUUUAGCUAUGCAUUUUGAUUUUGUUAAGUUCGGGUUCGCUAUGCGGGAAGGUAAUUUUGCUACUCACAAGGUGGCUUCGUUUGCUACCAAGCAUGGUGGCGAGUUCCUUUGGGAUGAAAUUGGCCCAGAUUUUUUAUUUAAUAUUCUUGCAACUGAUGUAAACCUUGUCAUUCAACUUUAAUAAAGUUCUAUCUUUUUUGCAAGAUGAA